This is a messenger RNA of Stylophora pistillata, 1023 nucleotides long. RefSeq lists its product as uncharacterized. The record is from RefSeq and is a predicted model, not a curated record. NCBI's taxonomy places the organism in Eukaryota, Metazoa, Cnidaria, Anthozoa, Scleractinia, Pocilloporidae.
AUAAUAUUCUUUGACUGAUAGUUAAUGAUGAAUGGUAAAGUUUAGCAAUAGUUAGAUCUUCACUGGCCUCUCUGAUAAGGUUUGCUGGGUUCUUUGGGAGGUUUUUAAUUACUGUGCAUUCAUUGCCUGAAGGCAAAAACCUCCAUUUCAAAAGAUCUGAUGGGGAUACUGGACCCCUCUAGGGUCCUUAGAGUUUUUUUCAUUUUAUGUACACGCGAGUCUACAUUAUUUUUUUUUUUUUGCAUCUAGAGUGGCAUGUGAUAUGUUUUUAAAAGUAUUUUUAUUUCAGUAUUUGUGUUGCUUAAUAUGUGAACUUGGUUUGAUUAAGAGUAUAGUGGUCUCAUCAAAAGAGCUUAUGAUUUGGAAAUUUUAUCAUCAACUGAAUAAUGUCAUCUUAAGUUCAACCCAAUUUGUUUUAGGGUACUGUGCCAAUUUGUACAAGCCAGGUGACAAACUUGUUUUCACACAUGCCAUUGAAAUGGAGAAAAGACCUGUUGUAAUGCACCCACAUGGGAUGGCAUUUCGAAACAAUUACAUGUCAUGGCUUGGGAAAAGUCAAAAUGAGACAAAGGAGAUGAUGGAAACAUUUGCCAAUACGUGCAGAAAUAAGAAGUAUAACUUCAAGCUGAUCACAGAAAUUGGCAGAGCUGGAGAGGUUAUAUGUCACACCGCAAAUAAAGAAAAUGCAAAUCACAUUGUGAUGGGAAGUCGAGGACUUGGGACUGUGCGGCGGACACUGUUAGGAAGUGUUAGUGACUAUUGCCUUCAUCAUUGUCAUGUCCCUGUGUCAGUGGUUCCUCCCACAAGUAGUCCAUAAUAAUGCACUCAUUCACUUAAAAAACUGUCAAAAGAUGUUUUAUAUUAUAAAGUAUUGACAGAGGGUGAAAAGGAAACUUACUAUAAUUAUUAGGUAGAAAUGUCAUUGAUUUUUCUGACUGAUAGUUGUAGCUAGUUUAGUGCCACAAAUGUGCACAGAAGGCUAAAUACUCAAAUAUAACAAUAAAGGUUACACAUUUAGAGAUA